Molecule: messenger RNA, 210 nt
Organism: Rotaria sp. Silwood1
Lineage: Eukaryota; Metazoa; Rotifera; Eurotatoria; Philodinida; Philodinidae
Source: the annotation of a GenBank genome assembly
AUGACAUUUAAUAUUCGUUUCGAUGGAAUAGAGCGUGAUCCAAAUAAUCAUAUUACAAAGAGAGUUUGUCAUUUAACAGAAACUAUUGAAAAAUGGCAACCAUCUAUUCUAUGUGUACAAGAACCAUUUGCUAGUCAGUUGGUUCAUUGGCGAUCUCAUUUACCACCAUAUUAUCAAUGUAUUGGUUAUCAACCUGAUGGCAUCGAUUGA